AUGGCGACUCCUUUCCCCCUAGGAUGGUCAAGAUCUAAAAAGAAACUCUACGAGGGUGACUCCGACCCGACUGAGCACAUCAACUUCUUCGUGGGAGCCAUGCAGUAUGCCGGAGCUACCAACCCGAUCUACUGCCGCUGCUUCCCGAUGAGCUUGGGGAAAGGCCCAACGAACUGGUUCCAAAACCUCCCCAACAACUCCAUUCACAACUGGGAGGGAGUCAUGUCAAGCUUCUUAGCCCAGUACUCCUCGGUGAGGAACAUUCCGAAGUCAGAAGAGACCCUGGCCCUAAUCAAGCAGGGCGAGAAGGAAUCCCUGAAGGCUUUCCUUAACCGCUUCAACAAAGAAGCGGGAGACAUUCCGGACCUCCUCCCUCAAGUCCGCCUGAUCUUGGUACGACAGGCGCUCAGGCCAGGUCCUUUUUUGACUUCCCUGGAUGGGAAGAAAGCCAGGACACUGGAAGAAUUUCAAACCCGAUCAGAGAAAUAUAUUAACAUGGAGGAAGCGGCGACAUUGAGAUCAACCAAUCAAAACCCAGGCCAUAGGCCCUCUGAGAAAACCCGAGACCCCGGUGAAACUAAGCGCGAUCGCGAACCCCGACGGAAGAGCCAGGAUGACAAAAAGCAAAAACGGAAGAAGUUCGAUAGUUACACCCCCCUGAACUCUUCUCUCUCCCGCAUCUUGCGGGAGAGAGCCUCCACCGACCUCAGGGACAACCCCCCCCCACUACUCACACGGGGGCAUAAGCUGGAUUCCAAAAGGUUCUGCGAAUUUCACGACAGCCCCGACCAUAACACGGACGAAUGCCUGAACCUGAAAGACAAAGUAGAAGAACUAGUCAGAAUCGGGAGAUUGUCAAAGUACGUCGCCCUCUCCUCCGGCGACCUCCCUCGUCUGCGUUCGCCGCCUCCUAGAAGAUCACCCACCCCGCCCAGAGCCCGGGCCCGGACCUCUCCUAGGAACCGAGCCCGCACACCCCCUCCAGCAAGGAGCCCACGUCAUCACCACAGUCCCGACCGACGCAGGAGCCCCGAUCGUCAUAGAAGUCCAGAUCGACGCCGAUCUCCAGAUCGGCGGGACCAUGACGAAGUACGAAGGCGCCACGAGACUAAUCUAGUCAGUGUUGGAUCGAUUGCUGGAGGAUGGGCCGCCGGCGGACCAUCAAACAACAGUCGGAAGAAGAGCACUCGAGUCAUCAUGUCAGCCGCUGGACGGCCUCGCCCCGACUCCCUCCGCCCCCCGCAGCAGAAAGUUCCCAUCACCUUCACGUAA
This is a messenger RNA of Lotus japonicus, 1272 nucleotides long. RefSeq lists its product as uncharacterized. NCBI's taxonomy places the organism in Eukaryota, Viridiplantae, Streptophyta, Magnoliopsida, Fabales, Fabaceae. The record is from RefSeq and is a predicted model, not a curated record. The transcript has a single exon. The coding region runs from base 1 to 1272 and encodes 423 amino acids.